Molecule: messenger RNA, 705 nt
Organism: Drosophila yakuba
Lineage: Eukaryota; Metazoa; Arthropoda; Insecta; Diptera; Drosophilidae
Product: early nodulin-75-like
Exons: 1
Coding region: 1-705 (234 amino acids)
Source: RefSeq, a predicted model, not a curated record
AUGGAUGUCGUCUUGCUGCCAGGAUCUGUUUACCAGCUCCAGCCACCGCCUCCUCCGGCGGACCAACCGCCUCCACCUCCACCGGAGGACCAGCCGCUGCUGAUCUUGCUGGGCCAAGCGGAGGAUCCUCCGGAAGACCAACCACCAGAUCCGCCGCCGCUCUUCCAGCCGCCGCCUGAGGAACCACCAGAUGACCAGCCACCUCCACCGCUGCCGCUCUUCCAACCGCUGCCCAAGCUGCUCAAAGCCUGGGACUUCCAACUGGAGAGACUGGACAGGGCACUGGAUAAUCCCGAGCUGCCGCCUGACUUCCAGCCGGAACUGCCGGAACUAGGCCAGCCAGAGGAUCCACCCGAGGACCAGCCGCCGGAGCUGCCUCCGGAUGGCCAGCCUCCUGAGCCGCCGCUCUUCCAGCCACCUCCAGAUCCACCAGAUGACCAGCCGCCGCCGCCGCCACCGCCGCUCUUCCAGCCUCCAGAUCCGCCACCGGAGGACCAACCGCCUCCACCGCUGGAUGGCCAGGCGCUGAUAAUGACCUUGCUGCCACCGGAUCCGCCCGAGGACCAGCCGCCACCACCGCCACCGCUGCUCCAGCCAUGUGGUUUGCCCUGGGCCACCAUGCAGCCCAGCACCACCAGCAGACCGAGAAGUCGAAGUCGUCGCGUUGUCAUCAUGGUUUGCAUCUCCGCAGCUGCCGUGCACUAA